Acanthochromis polyacanthus (spiny chromis) is the source of this 1912-nucleotide messenger RNA. RefSeq names its product lysosomal thioesterase PPT2-like. The coding region runs from base 105 to 980 and encodes 291 amino acids. Lineage: Eukaryota; Metazoa; Chordata; Actinopteri; Pomacentridae. The record is from RefSeq and is a predicted model, not a curated record. Gene Ontology annotation, cellular component: lysosome. Gene Ontology annotation, molecular function: thiolester hydrolase activity. The transcript has 8 exons.
GCAGUAGGAGGUGGAUAAUUACCCAACAGUGCUCUCCUUGAGACAGUCUCUCCUUGGUAACUCCUCCGGUCCCUCCAGUGUGCCUCAGCUGAGUCCAGGUAGAGAUGAUGGAAACACUGCAGGUCCUCCGAGGUUCACUGCUGCUGCUGCUGGUUGCAGGUGUUUGCACUGAGGGGUACAAGCCGGUCAUCAUCGUCCACGGCCUGUUUGAUGGACCAAAACAGUUCCAAACGUUGUCUCAGUACAUCAGAAAGGUGCAUCCAGGCACUGAAGUGACCACGAUUGACAUCUAUGACGACAAGGCCAGUGUAGCACCACUGUGGGUGCAGGUCGAAGACUUCAGAGAGGAAUUAAUCUCCAUCAUGCAGAAGGCUGAUGAUGGUGUCCAUGUUUUGUGCUUCUCACAAGGUGGUGUCAUUUGUCGAGGUCUUCUCUCCACAAUUCCAAACCACAACGUGCACACCUUCAUUGCACUGUCAUCCCCACUGGCUGGACAAUACGGAGCAACAGAAUAUCUGAAGCGGAUAUUUCCUAAAUAUUUAAAGAAGACAGUGUAUCGUGCUUGCUACAAUCCAGUUGGACAGUUAAUAUCUAUUUGUGACUACUGGAAGGACCCUCACCAUAUACCCCUCUACCUGAAGCACAACAACUUUCUGCCACUGCUUGAUGGUGAAAAACCUCACAAACACAUGGAAGCAUGGAGGAAAAACUUCCUGCGCAUCAAGAAGCUGGUGCUGGUUGGAGGACCAGACGAUGGCAUCAUCACACCGUGGCAGUCCAGCCUCUUUGGAUUCUAUGACAGCAACGAAAAUGUCGUCGAAAUGAGGAACCAGGAGUUUUACAAGAAGGAUAAUUUUGGGCUGAAGACGCUGGACGAUCGUGGCGACAUGUCAGUUUGUGUUCGCGCUGGUGUGAAGCACACAAACUGGCACUCCAACUACACAGUGUUCAGCAGCUGCAUUGAGAAGUGGCUCACAUGAAAACCAGGUGUUGAUAUGAGGUAGAAUCCUACUGAGGAUCAAUGCUGCUCACAGACGCUGUGACGUCUGUUAAUGCAAAAGAAGAAAAGAACAAUCAUUUUAACUGCUGCUUUUAUGAUGCUCAUGAGGCAUAUGGGUUCUGUAAAGCGUCUUGAGACGAUUUGACUGUAAUUGACGCUAUAUAAAUAAAAUUGAAUUGAAUUGAAUUGAAUUGAAUGAUCCCCACCAUGAAGGUCACUUCAGUCAUUUGAAUAAAAUUUUGCUAUUUUUACUGAUAAUGCUCGUUAGCAGACAGUCAUGAUCAUUGUACAGAAACACCAUGAGUUCUACUAAUGUUGAUGCUCGUAGCAUCAUCCAGUCAGUAUUUUAACUUAUCACAGAACUAAUGAUUUGCAAAACAAAGCAGGUUUCUUAAAACUUAGAUUUUUAGUGUAAAUGAAUCGUUUUCGACAUUUGUCACAUUUCAAAUGUGACUGAAAAAAAACACAGAGGAAGAAAAACUUUCCCUGAAUUUCUGCAGCUCUUGCAGUGUUUCUGUAUUUACUCUCACAGCCAGAAGAGGGAGACAAGUUACACACUGCAGGUUUAAAUUUUAGUUUUGAAAUAAUGAAAUACAUUUAGUGUCCAGUAGCAUGUCAAGUUCAUUAGAAGCAGUUGUUAGAUUGAGUGGAGACCUUUUUGUUUUUGCUUUUUCUGAACUAAAAAAAAAAAGUGUUUAUCAAAAGCAAAUGUUCAUAGAAUCAUCCUCAAAUAUUAGUGCAGUAGUCUGAGGUGAAUGUGAGCCAUGCAUGAGGGCGAUGGUCCACCUGUUGCUGCUCUCUGUUGGACGUUUGAGGUAUUUUCUGUGAAUUCAAGCUGAUGCACACAGCCAUAACAAAUGCAACAUGAUGCAGUGUAUUUUGUGUGUAUUAAAGGAUUUUGACAGAAUAUCA